Messenger RNA from Acyrthosiphon pisum (pea aphid), 870 nucleotides. RefSeq lists its product as uncharacterized. The transcript has 2 exons. The record is from RefSeq and is a predicted model, not a curated record. Gene Ontology annotation, molecular function: protein dimerization activity. The coding region runs from base 1 to 870 and encodes 289 amino acids. NCBI's taxonomy places the organism in Eukaryota, Metazoa, Arthropoda, Insecta, Hemiptera, Aphididae.
AUGCAUAUGAUGCGCAAUAUAUUCUCAAUUACUACACCUUUAUCAAAUUAUUUACAAAAUCCUGCCAUCGAUUUCAUUCAAGCAAUACAUUUAAUUAAAGUGACUCGACAACAAAUACAAGAUUUACGAGCAAUGAAAACUGAAUCUGUAUAUGAGAACCUAUUUACAGAAACAAAAUUAUUUUGUGAAGCACAAGACUUAGAGGAACAUGAUUUAGCAGAUGUGCGUACAUCUCGCAAGAAAAAAAUGAGUGGAGAAAUAAGUAGUGAUGAAAGAAUAACUUCAGCAAAUUACCGCUAUGUAUGUGAAGUUUAUAGAUGUUCAUUGGAUGUAAUUUUAUCUAAACUAGAUGAUAGAUUUAGUGGUUCUGAAAAUAUCUUCAAAGAAUUUUCAUUACUACUACCUGAACGCUUAGAGUUAAACAAAGUCUCCCCAAAUAAAUUUGAUUACUUGGUAAACUGUGCUACAGCAAAUUACAUAAAAAUGCAAUCUAAACAUUCUAAACAUACAAUUAAUACAAAUGAUUUAAGUGAUCAAAAUGAUACUGACAGUGAUGAUUCUGAAGAAAUAAUACAUGUUACUGCCAUAUACUCUGCACUGUGUAAAAUGGGAAUGGUGUCAGCUUUUCCAAAUUUAUUCAUGGCUUAUAAGGGGAUUUGUACUUUGCCACCAACAUCAGCAACUGCAGAACGAUGUUUUUCCAAGCUUAAACUCAUUAAAACAAAAUUACGCUCUACUGUUGGAGAAAAAAGGUUGGAUAAUUUAAUGUUAGUUUCUUGUAACCCUGAUAUAGAAGUAUCAAUUGAAGAUGCUAUUAAUAAAUUUGCUUCAACUUCCAGUGUUUUGCAAAAAGCAUUAAUGUAUUGUUAA